This is a messenger RNA of Chenopodium quinoa (quinoa), 2148 nucleotides long. RefSeq lists its product as uncharacterized. The coding region runs from base 377 to 1759 and encodes 460 amino acids. The transcript has a single exon. The record is from RefSeq and is a predicted model, not a curated record. NCBI's taxonomy places the organism in Eukaryota, Viridiplantae, Streptophyta, Magnoliopsida, Caryophyllales, Amaranthaceae.
GCCGGAAAUGGGAAGUGUAACAUUUAAAAAAACACGGAGGGAGUUACACGUACUUAUUAAAACAUGAGGGAGUAAUAGUGACGUAUAUAUACAGAUGAUGGCUUUUGCAAAUUGCAAGACCAUGCACAUAGUAUUAUACUAAUUCAAACUUCAUUACAAAAUAUGAAUAAUUUUAGAAAUUUAAUAUAAUGAGAAAAAUGCAUUAUAAAAUCUUCCAAGAUUUGAUAUGGUGGAAGGCAACCUUUGUAAGUCUUAAAUUAAACUCUCUGAAUAAGAUAUGGUGGAAGGCAACCUUUGUAAGUCUUAAAUUAAACUCUCUGAAUAAAGGACUUCAUCUGUGUUCCCCUGCAACUCAGAAGGUCCUAGUCAUUAGAAAAUGAGUUCAGAGAUUGCUAAAUAUGUCUCAGAAUGUUUCAUCAAGCCGAAGUAUGAGGUGCAGGAAGCCAAGCAGCCUUACUACUUGGCUCCCAUGGAUUUGGGAAUGCUCUUUGCACAUUACAUCCAACAAGGCCUUCUUUUCGCAAAACCAUCAAACUUAGGCGAUGAACAAUUCUCCAUCCACAAACUCCUACAGAGUCUGAAGGACUCUCUUUCUCUGACUCUCGUCCAUUUCUACCCAUUAGCAGGUCAACUUACCUCUCUAAUGGAUGAAGCGGGGCAAAAAUGCUUGGUCUAUGUCGAUUGUAACAAGGGUCCUGGUGCAAGGUUCAUCCAUGCUACCUUAGACAUGACCAUAUCUGACAUACUAUUACCAACUGAUGUUCCUGAAGUGGUCCAAUCAUUUUUUGACCAUGAAGGAGCUGUUAACUAUGACGGUCACUACAUGUCUUUGUUAACGAUCAAAGUUACUGAGCUCUUAGAUGGGGUUUUCAUUGGCUGCUCCAUGAAUCAUGCCCUUGGAGAUGGGACCUCAUAUUGGCAUUUUUGGAAUGUGUGGUCCGAGAUUCAUAGAGCAAAGGCAGGGGAAUCAGUUCCUGUGUCCCGUAUGCCAAUCCAUAAUAGGUGGUUUCCGGAUGGAUAUGGUCCAGCCAUUUACCUCCCACUGAUCCAACCAGAUGACUUUAUUAGCCUGCAGGAAAAACCUGAUCAACUCAGAGUGAGGAUAUUCCAUUUCUCAUCUGAUUCUAUAGCAAAACUGAAAGCUAAGGCAAAUGAGGAACAUAAUCAUAACAAUACUAGCAGCGAGAUCUCAUCCUUUCAGGCCUUGUCAGCACUCUACUGGAGAUCAAUCAUUCGAGCACUUAAUCUAGCUCAUGAUCAGGUCACAAAUUGCAGAUUAACGACCAAUAAUAGGCACAGAUUAAAUCCACCACUGCCUCAAGAGUACUUUGGAAACUGUAUAGGCGCGUUGAAAACAACUACUACAGUUGGUGAGCUACUUGAGCACAACUUAGGGUGGGCAGCAUCAUUGUUGCACCAGUCUGUGACAAAUUAUGGUGAUAAAGUAGUGCGUGAUUUCAUCCACAGGUGGCUGCAUUCUCCUGCAGUUUUCAAGCUCGACGUUUUGACAGACUGUUAUAGUGUAAUGAUGGGGAGCUCUCCAAGAUUCGACAUGUAUGGAAACGAAUUUGGACUAGGAAAGGCAGUAGCAGUACGUAGGGGUUACGCAAACAAAUUUGUUGGAAAGGUUACUUCUUAUCCAGGAGUGGAGGGAGGAGGAAGUGUGGAUUUGGAAAUAUGUUUACCUCCUCAUUCCAUGGAAGCUCUUGAAUCAGAUGAGGAUUUUAUGAAUGUUGUCUCAUUGCCGCUUAAAGGGUAAGAUAUUACAAAAAAUUUCGUAUGUAGCAAAGCACAGAAAUUAACAUACUUGUAUAUAGCACUUCUUUACCUAAGACAAUUCUUAUCAAAGAUAUAUUUGAUAAGUUUGUGAUGAUCACUACUAAUUUUACUGUAUUUAACUCAUGUUUUUUGAGCUUCACUUAUUUUUACUUCAAUUUUUUUUUUAAUUAAAGGUGAAGAAUAUAUCCUAAUUAAUAUCAUAAAUUAUAAUCAAAGAUUAGAUAAAUACAAGCUAUCAAUGAAGAGUACAAGUACCACAAUACAAUGGACCUAUGAUGUUUGUGUAAAAGUGUUCAGUAAAUAGCUAUUAACAUUAGUUGAUUUCAUGUAUGUAAUAUUAAAAACUAAAUAUUGAAUGAGCUAAUUUUA